Antrostomus carolinensis (chuck-will's-widow) is the source of this 634-nucleotide messenger RNA. RefSeq names its product globoside alpha-1,3-N-acetylgalactosaminyltransferase 1 (FORS blood group) (gene GBGT1). The record is from RefSeq and is a predicted model, not a curated record. Gene Ontology annotation, biological process: carbohydrate metabolic process. The transcript is spliced from 5 exons. NCBI's taxonomy places the organism in Eukaryota, Metazoa, Chordata, Aves, Caprimulgiformes, Caprimulgidae. Gene Ontology annotation, cellular component: vesicle; membrane; Golgi apparatus. The coding region runs from base 1 to 606 and encodes 201 amino acids. Gene Ontology annotation, molecular function: globoside alpha-N-acetylgalactosaminyltransferase activity.
AUGGUAGUGCAUGAGGAUGGUCAGGUGCAGGAAAAGACAAUCCCCAGGAGACUAUCUGCAAAGUGGUUUAUAGUGGGGAAUGGAAAAGUGCACUACCUCCCAUAUUGCCUUCCUUGCCCAGAAAUCUUCUCCAUGAAACUCCAAUAUACAGAAGAGAAGCUUUUAAUCCAGCUUUUUCCCCAAUUAUUUUAUCAGCAGCCAAGAGCGUUGGCUCCAAAUGUGACCCUGGGUGAUACAGUAGCAGCCAUACAUCCUGGCUAUUUUAAUGUCCCUCAAAGCCAGUUCCCUUAUGAGAGGAGGAGCUCUUCAGCAGCCUGCAUCCCUGAUGGAGAAGGGGACUUCUACUACGGAAGAGCUGUGUUUGGAGGGCUGGUCAAGAAAGUCUGUGAGUUCACCAAGACUUGCCACAUGAACAUCCUGACAGACAAAGCCAAUGGGAUCAUGGCAGCUUGGCAGGAAGAAAGUCAUCUCAACAGGCUCUUCCUCUCCCACAAACCCUCCAAGGUACUUUCUCCAGAGUAUUUAUGGGAUGACAGGAAGCCAAAGCCCCCUGAAAUUCACCUCAUGCAUUUUCCCACAGUUGAUAAGAACUACAAAGAGAUAUGAGAUUGAUCAUCUGAUCCCUGCAGAGAUG